AUGUAUGUCACACGCUCCGACGCGGCGGCGCCGGCGUCCGCGUCGGCCGAGACGCGCAACCUGAGCCUGCAGAGCACGUGCCACCUGGCGCUGGACGCCUGCCAGCGCAACGCCUCGUGCCGCGCCAAGCUGCAGCCCGUGCUCGCCGCCUGCGACCCCGCGCCCGGCCGCUGCCACCGCCACAGCUGCAUGGACAAGCUGCAGGACUUCUACCGACAGAAGGAUCUGCUGCCCUUCACGCUCGAGAUAGCCUUCUGCCUCUGCAAGAAGACGGAGAACAAGCAGGACGAGUGCCUGGUGGCGCAGGAGAAGCUGCACCCGGUGUGCGCGCAGCGCGUCGACGGCCAGGCCAUGCCCACCUGCCACUCUCUCGCCGAGCUGUGUCGCGAGCAGCGCAGCUGCAGGAACCGGCUGGAGACGUACGAGCAGUCGUGCGCGGUGGACAGCGUGACGAAGAAGUGCGCGGGCCCGGCGAGCGAGUGCCGGCACGCCAUGCUGGCCAUCCUGGGCACCGAGCUGCGCUCCAACUGCGCCUGCAAGGGCACAGACUUCACGCAGCUCUACGACUGCCUCGGCUGGCAGCGCCUGCUCUGGGUCAACCCCUGCGUCGUGGAGUCGCAGAAGGACUUCCACACGAAGCGGCUGAGCGAGAGCGUGGCGACGACGCCGGCGCCCACGAGCGCCGCCACGGCCGCCGCCGGCCCGCCGCCCGCCAGCGCCGCCCCCGCGCCCGCCCCCGCCUCUGCGCCGCCGCCCAGCACGCCGGCAGCCGCCGCCGCCUCCACGCCGACGCCGACGCCGACGCCCGCCUCCAGCACCGCCUCCACCUCGACGACCCUACCUCCGCGUUACUGUGUGGUUCACCGUCCUCAGCAGUCUGUACAGUACAUCCGUGAAGGAAAAGGGAAAAGGCUGUACCAGGAGAACGAGCCCGACUGCUCCGAGCUGUGCCAGUGCAGCGAGGGUGAGCAGCUGGUGUGCAACACGGUGUGCGUGGAGCGCGCGCCCUGCAAGACCGAGUUCGCCUUCUACAACCACGCGGCGCCGUCCUACCAGGCGUACCGCGGCCGCUGCCUCUGCUACUCGGGCCGCUUCAUCUGCAUGCGCCCCAUCCUAGACGGGCACAAGCUGCCGCAGGGCGUCUUCCUGUUCCUGGGCUACAGCGAAGCCGACGAGCAACUGCUGCGGCCGCACAGCAACCUCACCGUGCGCGACGCGGUCGCCUCGCUCGAGGAGUUCAUGCACCAGCAGCUCACCAACAAGACGUCCUGUACCCUGUCUCUUUACAACGUUACUAAAGAGAAUCUCAUCUUAGUAGCGAAACUGAAGAAAGAGGACUCAUCAGCGGAAGAUGACUCAUCGCAAAUCUCUUCUGGCGACCUCCUCGUACGCGAAAAGGAGGAGUGCGCGGGCCCGCUGCAGGAACUGAGCAGCAAGAUCAACUCGCGCCACCCCGAGCUGCACUCGCACCUGCUGCUGUCGAUCUUCAAGAUGGCCGAGGUGGAGGUGAAGGUGCCGGACGGGCGCGGCGCGCGGGCAGCCCCGGCGCCAUUGGCGCUGCUGCUGGCCGCCGGCCUCGCGCUGCGUCGCGCGUCGUGA
Schistocerca piceifrons (Central American locust) is the source of this 1599-nucleotide messenger RNA. RefSeq lists its product as uncharacterized. The transcript has 10 exons. The coding region runs from base 1 to 1599 and encodes 532 amino acids. The record is from RefSeq and is a predicted model, not a curated record. Gene Ontology annotation, biological process: nervous system development. Gene Ontology annotation, molecular function: signaling receptor activity. Gene Ontology annotation, cellular component: signaling receptor complex; external side of plasma membrane. NCBI's taxonomy places the organism in Eukaryota, Metazoa, Arthropoda, Insecta, Orthoptera, Acrididae.